Messenger RNA from Parasteatoda tepidariorum (common house spider), 2001 nucleotides. The record is from RefSeq and is a predicted model, not a curated record. NCBI's taxonomy places the organism in Eukaryota, Metazoa, Arthropoda, Arachnida, Araneae, Theridiidae.
AUGAAGGACAUUGAUCAAAGAUGGACAACAGCCCAUUAUACAACCAAUCUGCCCUAUAUAGAAAAGUCAGAUUCGCCCGAUACUUUACAGCCACUGUACAACCAAUAUCUGCCCUAUAUAGAAUUGUCAGAUUCACCCGAUACUUUACAGCCACUGUACAACCAAUAUCUGCCCUAUAUAGAAUUGUCAGAUUCACCCGAUACUUUACAGCCACUGUACAACCAAUAUCUGCCCUAUAUAGAAUUGUCAGAUUCACCCGAUACUUUACAGCCACUGUACAACCAAUAUCUGCCCUAUAUAGAAUUGUCAGAUUCACCCGAUACUUUACAGCCACUGUACAACCAAUAUCUGCCCUAUAUAGAAUUGUCAGAUUCACCCGAUACUUUACAGCCACUGUACAACCAAUAUCUGCCCUAUAUAGAAUUGUCAGAUUCACCCGAUACUUUACAGCCACUGUACAACCAAUAUCUGCCCUAUAUAGAAUUGUCAGAUUCACCCGAUACUUUACAGCCACUGUACAACCAAUAUCUGCCCUAUAUAGAAUUGUCAGAUUCACCCGAUACUUUACAGCCACUGUACAACCAAUAUCUGCCCUAUAUAGAAUUGUCAGAUUCACCCGAUACUUUACAGCCACUGUACAACCAAUAUCUGCCCUAUAUAGAAUUGUCAGAUUCACCCGAUACUUUACAGCCACUGUACAACCAAUAUCUGCCCUAUAUAGAAUUGUCAGAUUCACCCGAUACUUUACAGCCACUGUACAACCAAUAUCUGCCCUAUAUAGAAUUGUCAGAUUCACCCGAUACUUUACAGCCACUGUACAACCAAUAUCUGCCCUAUAUAGAAUUGUCAGAUUCACCCGAUACUUUACAGCCACUGUACAACCAAUAUCUGCCCUAUAUAGAAUUGUCAGAUUCACCCGAUACUUUACAGCCACUGUACAACCAAUAUCUGCCCUAUAUAGAAUUGUCAGAUUCACCCGAUACUUUACAGCCACUGUACAACCAAUAUCUGCCCUAUAUAGAAUUGUCAGAUUCACCCGAUACUUUACAGCCACUGUACAACCAAUAUCUGCCCUAUAUAGAAUUGUCAGAUUCACCCGAUACUUUACAGCCACUGUACAACCAAUAUCUGCCCUAUAUAGAAUUGUCAGAUUCACCCGAUACUUUACAGCCACUGUACAACCAAUAUCUGCCCUAUAUAGAAUUGUCAGAUUCACCCGAUACUUUACAGCCACUGUACAACCAAUAUCUGCCCUAUAUAGAAUUGUCAGAUUCACCCGAUACUUUACAGCCACUGUACAACCAAUAUCUGCCCUAUAUAGAAUUGUCAGAUUCACCCGAUACUUUACAGCCACUGUACAACCAAUAUCUGCCCUAUAUAGAAUUGUCAGAUUCACCCGAUACUUUACAGCCACUGUACAACCAAUAUCUGCCCUAUAUAGAAUUGUCAGAUUCACCCGAUACUUUACAGCCACUGUACAACCAAUAUCUGCCCUAUAUAGAAUUGUCAGAUUCACCCGAUACUUUACAGCCACUGUACAACCAAUAUCUGCCCUAUAUAGAAUUGUCAGAUUCACCCGAUACUUUACAGCCACUGUACAACCAAUAUCUGCCCUAUAUAGAAUUGUCAGAUUCACCCGAUACUUUACAGCCACUGUACAACCAAUAUCUGCCCUAUAUAGAAUUGUCAGAUUCACCCGAUACUUUACAGCCACUGUACAACCAAUAUCUGCCCUAUAUAGAAUUGUCAGAUUCACCCGAUACUUUACAGCCACUGUACAACCAAUAUCUGCCCUAUAUAGAAUUGUCAGAUUCACCCGAUACUUUACAGCCACUGUACAACCAAUAUCUGCCCUAUAUAGAAUUGUCAGAUUCACCCGAUACUUUACAGCCACUGUACAACCAAUAUCUGCCCUAUAUAGAAUUGUCAGAUUCACCCGAUACUUUACAGCCAUUGUGCAACCAAUAUCGGCCCUAUGAAGAAUUGUCUAGAGUGCCUUGA